GCCCGCGCUUCACACGUGCGCGCAGUGAGCUUCUUCGCGAGCCAAACGCGAGUAGAGCGGAAAGCGCGCGCCGCGUCUCCUGGAUUUAUAAAACAAAAACAAUAAAUAAAUAAAAGAGUGGUAGAGAUGGGACUCGAAAAAGAGACAGCAGAGACGUGCGUCUUCUUGGAUGAAAAUGUGUUUCACAGCACGAUUGAGCCCAUUCUUCAGAAAAAGAAACAGAAAGCGCGCGCGCCGCUACCGGACCGGGACCCUCGAGACAUUAGCGCGCACUUAAAGGUAGACUUUGAGGACGUGAUCGCCGAACCCAGUUCCGUACACAGCCUGGACUCGGUGUGGAUCGGCAGCCAUGCGCUUUUCGAGCUCAUGAAGUUCGCCUUUUACCGGGUCUUGACGACGCUGCUCGCGAUCCCGAUGGCCUUCGUUGCAGGACUUGUUUUCGCCACCCUCAGCUGCAUACAUAUUUGGGUGGUGAUGCCACUGGUGCAGAGCUGCAUGAUGACAUUGCCCUCUAUCCAGGUGAUCUGGUCCAGCCUGAUGGACAUGUUUGUGAGGCCGUUGUUCCACAGCUUCGGCAGGUGUCUGUCUUCCAUCAACGGCAAGAGCUGCAAACCUGACGUGCUGUAAACGACCAGCGCGUCGACUCGCACACGUUCCUUAUGAUGUGCUUGUUUUAGGAGGACUUGGAGGAGAUCCCAGACCUGAUCAAUCACACUGGAGUCCUCUUCAUGCUCAGCUCCAUCACAUGUGUUUGCUUUGGCCUGGGAUCAAACGUACGCUUACACUAAAAACAACCUGCCUCUCUGGUGACUUCACUGAACGUCUAAGCAAUAUAAGGAAGCGUUUAUACAAUUUAACAUUAAGUUUGUGACUCCUAGUGGACGGUAUCAUUAGGUAAAAGUGCUUUUGCACGAUUUUUAAUAUAUAUGUAUUUAAUAGAAAUAUGCGUUUGAGCUUUUGUACUUUAUAUGAGAAGAGUUUUAAAUGUGUACAGAAAUAUUUGAAAAGCCAAUUUAGUUCAGACUACUUCCUGCUUCCUGCCUCAAAUAAUAUUUAGGCUUACAUCACAGCACUACUGAAUUCUCAAAUCUGAUUGGUCAGAAGGUGUCGAUUGCUUUUAUAUUAAUGUGCUCGUUCUGAUACGUUAUCAUUGCUAUAGUAACAGCUCAUUCACAGGGACUCGUGAUUCAAAAAUAAUCGUGGUGAUAAUGCGGUGAAGUUUUCUGUAAGGCGAUGUUCAUUUAAGAUUUAUAGAAGGAGACUCCAGUGUAAGCCGUAAAGGUUAACUUGAAGAGAGGGGAAAAAAGAGAGACGCUGGUGACGGAACGACUGUGUAUAGCUGCGAUAACGUAAAGGAGAAUGGGAACUAACUUGUUUUGCGGAUGUUACGCAACAUUAAAUGUAGCUAUAAAUGGAUAAAAUGUAUGACAAUUCCUUCUUUCAUUAAAAAAAACUAAUUAUUCCUUUUAAGAUAAAAUUGCUGUGGUAUAAAAGGGAAAAGACACUUUGGGACAACUUAUACUAGUAUAACACAAUAUUUGCAGUAUUCACCAUCAAGUAUAUUAUUUUUUUCUGUGAUAUUUCUGAAAUGAAUUGUUAAACGUAUUCUCACAUGUCUGUCCUAACAUUCCAAAAAAAAAAGGUGUAAUGAUUUAUUUAAACGAGUACUGUAUUUUUUUCCAGUCUAGUUGCAAUAUGCACUUGAAAUACUGCCUGCCCUCGACAGUGUGUGUGUGUGUGUGUGUGUGUGUGUGUGUGUGUGUGUGUGUAUGUGUGUGCGCACGUGUUUUUCAAUAGCUCUCAGAAAGAAAGGAUGGCUUGUUUGUUCAGUGGAACACGAAGUGUUCAGGUGUACCCCCCCCCCCCCCCCCCCCCCCCUCCCUAUUCAAUGAUGUAAUGUAGCAAAAAUCCAGAGUGCAGCAGAGAACACCUCAGAGAGUCUCUCUAAAUAAAAGCUCUUUUUUUUGAUAUGA
This is a messenger RNA of Ictalurus punctatus (channel catfish), 1973 nucleotides long. RefSeq names its product caveolin 2 (gene cav2). Gene Ontology annotation, biological process: caveola assembly; negative regulation of endothelial cell proliferation; positive regulation of MAPK cascade. Gene Ontology annotation, cellular component: caveola; cytoplasmic vesicle; Golgi apparatus. Bases 127 to 627 code for a protein of 166 amino acids. The record is from RefSeq and is a predicted model, not a curated record. Gene Ontology annotation, molecular function: molecular adaptor activity; protein kinase binding. Lineage: Eukaryota; Metazoa; Chordata; Actinopteri; Siluriformes; Ictaluridae. The transcript has 3 exons.